GCGGUUCAUGGACUAAAUAAUAUAAAUACUAACAGAGCCUGGUGAGCACUGGGAAAGACCCUCUGCUGCCUCAGCUUUCCAGCCGGCGCACACACAAGCACCAUUGAGGGAAUUUGGUUGGCACACUGCAAAAAAUACCGACCCAAGGUAAUCCUUUCAUCACAUAUCCCUACUUAAAAAUGUUUUACACCCUAAAGCAAGCUUUAGAACCCGAUAACGUUCUCUGUCAGAAUAGUUUAAAUUGUUUUAAGUAAAAUAUUUGCAGAACUUCCCUAAAUUCUCUGCCAUUUUUAGCAAGUGCAUCCUGACACGUUUUACAGUUAUUAGCUACCCAAAGAAGCACGGCAUUGGAACCCCGUAAUCUAAGUCCCAACGUGACAAUGUUUUCUUCUUUGAGUGACACACAGAUUUUAAUUUUAUCACGAGACAAGAGCCUAAGGUGCUCAUUUCUUGCAGCGUACGCUCCGCCCUCUCGGCUGUCUCCGGCGCUGCGCUUUAAAUAGCAGCUGUUUAAAAGCUCAACAUUCUCCGGUGUGCCGUGCAGCAUUUAGUCCCUCUCAGCACCGCAGCCUCGACUCAUUCACACAGUUCUUAAAUAAUAAGACCCCCCCACACCCCGCAAUGUCGGCCGCCAGCACCGAGACAAGUGCCCCGCUGCCUACCGCCGGUAGCCGCGUCUUCUUCCAAGCUGCGACCGGAGUGGGUUGCGUGGGGUCCGGCCCCAUCACCGCCGGGGACGAUCCGGUCCAGAAGAAACAGGGCAAAGUCACGGUCAAGUACGAUAGGAAAGAGCUGCGGAAAAGGCUCGUCCUGGAGGAGUGGAUCAUUGAGCAGCUCAGCGAGUUGUACGACUGCGAGGAGGAAGAGAUGCCAGAAGUAGAGAUAGACAUAGAUGACCUGUUGGAGGUCAACAGUGAUGACGAGAGAGCCAGCAAACUGCAGGAAUCUUUAACAGAUUGCUACAAACCAACAGAGGACUUUGUCCGUGAGCUGCUUUGCAGGAUAAGGGGGAUGAGAAAACUCAGUGCGCCAACUAAGAAGGGCCUAUAAUGGCUGUAAUGUCAACCAUCAAUCAACCAUAAACUACGUCAUCUCAGCUCCACCUACUUAACCCAUUCAACAUGGACUGUCAUCACAAAGAAUAACUUAUCUAAACAUAACCGCAUUAGUAACUAUUCUGCAACCUGCAAACCGCACCAUGAACUCCAUACAUAUAGUACUAGUCAUUCAUUUCACAAUCAUGUAGAAUAACAAGGUGUAUUAUAAUAUUUGACUGUUGAAAGGUACGUAGGCAAAACAGAGCUAAUAUGGUUCAAUAGCAUACACUUACAAUAACAUGUCAAGCCGUGGAACAUGCCAGAACUGCAGCUGUGCAGCUCUGCAGCUUUAACAUGAACACCACCUAAUUCCACGUUUCAGAGCCAUUUUACAAGCUGAUGCUGUAAUACCAACAGCCAUACAGACUAAAGCACCAUCAAAUCUCAAAAAGGGAGGUGGUAAAAAAAAAAUGUUUGUACUGCAGUAGGUGUUAAAUUAGCUGUAGCACUACGUAAACACAGUGCUUCAUGAUUUUGUUAUUUUUUACUGAGGUGUUUUGCUGUCACUUCUUCUUCUUUUUUUUUUUAUUACAAAAAUGUACUGUAUGUUGCCAUUUAUUAUUCAUGUGAUUGAAAUGUGGUCCUCAACAGUUUUUGUCCUACUUUUAAGUCAACCUCCUCAUCCUUACUUCGUCAGUGCUUGUAAGGGAGCUCUGUAGUAUUAUUUUUAGCACAAGGUGUUAAUGCAUCGGUUCUGUCCUUUUGUGAUAUGUAAACUCCAGGAGGAAAGAUUUUUGCUUUUUAACCACUGUUCUGUUCUAUAUUUCACCACAGCAAGGCAUGAUGGGUGUUGCAGUUCUCUGGAUGAGACUACAAAACCUGUAUGAUUGGCAGCCUUUCACUAAUCAUGUUAUGUGGUAUUGUUGAUUGCUAUCCCUCAUCAGAAUACAUAUCAGUUGGUCAUUUAGGUUCAAGCACAAAGUCCAAACAUUGUAGUUGUUUUUCACACUCUGGUUCACUUCACUUUGCUAACUUGCCUCUCCAGUAGUGGCUAACGUUGCCUUCAAGGAUAUUCAGGAUCAGUUCACCUUUUUUCUCAGCACUGAACCUUAACUACUGACAACCUAAAGACAAAUAUGGUUGAGCAAGAACCUGAGGACAACUUGAAACUUUGACACUGAAACCUGUCAUGUCCUGUAAGGGAAGGUGUGCCAAAACCAGGAGUAAUAUAUCCUAAAUGUCAUACUUUACAGAGGCAUUAGCGUGACACAGCAUUUCCACAGAAAUUGUUUGUUGAGUUUGUGAAACAUCCUCGGGGUGGGCGCAGAAUUUUAAGAUAAAACUUUUCCAGGUUGCAGAAAAUAUAUUGUAAUUGCAUAAUCCCACAUUAAAGAGAUGGAUUUAGUUAUGUAUUGUUGACCUUCUGUACAACAACACACUCAAAAACCUGUAAGCUCUGGUACAAUCAUGACUCGUGUUAUGGCGUUGGGCCCAGUUUCACUUCCGAGUAGUCAAUCGCGAACCAACCGGAAUGGAGCAGUCCUAAACUUGCCAUGUGAUAUACCCACAGCUGCCAAAGACAAAAGCAGGGCAAUGUUUGAUUUUAACAUAACACUUGCAAAGCACCCGUCUUGCAUGCUAACAACAGAGAAAAAAACACUGAUAAAGAGUAUAGAUAUUAUGAAAUUAUAAUCAAGCAAAAAAUACCUUUUUCACUUAGCUGCCAUGUCUGACUUUGUAGAACUUUUUUUUGUUGUUGUUGAAACAACGUGACUGUCACGUUGGAGAGAAUCCAGGAAAAAUUUUUUAAAAUGGUGCUGUUUUUGAUGUUUUUCCCAGGUUUUGGUCAUACAAGAUGCAUUUUCACUGUCAUUAAUGCCAGAGAAAUGCAUCUACAAGAAAUGUAUCUGUCUUUAUUGAGGGGGUGCAUGCAGUCUAGAAUGGUAUCCUCUACGCAUUUCCUUUCCUCAGUCUGAACUGAACAAGACAUGGCUGGGUGUGUGUUACCACACUCAGCUGGCAAUGGUUGAUUUGGUUGAAAAAGAUCAUGUGUUUUCCAGAUCAGUGAAUUGGAAGGAAAAGUUUAAGAGGAAGUCAUUAUUGGCAACUGAGAUGCAUCCAGGACUCAUGUUGAGGUACUCCAUAGGAUUUUCUCUGUCAAGAAACAGUUCAGGGGCAAUAGGCUGAUAUUUUAUAAUUUAUGGGAUUUCAUGUGGAGAGUAUUUUGAAAGUGUCCAUACUAGAAAGCUUUAUGUUUGCAUGUAUUUUUAAAGCCGCAUGUUGAGGGGAACAUUUUGUUGGCCCAAAGGUUUUUAUUUCAAAAGAUAAAACACUUUCCUUUUUAUACCUUUAUUAUUAUUAAGACUAAAAUAUUCAGUUUUUCAGCUGCAGUUUUGUUUUUCUGUACAUCCACAAUAAGCGUUCUUGUUUUUAAAAUGUAAUGUGGUGUGUGGUUUGUUUUUGCUGAUAAUAAAAAUGCAGAAUGACUCUGUACUGUUUAAACACAAA
Molecule: messenger RNA, 3545 nt
Organism: Scatophagus argus
Lineage: Eukaryota; Metazoa; Chordata; Actinopteri; Scatophagidae
Gene: ppp1r14c
Product: protein phosphatase 1, regulatory (inhibitor) subunit 14C
Exons: 4
Coding region: 622-1050 (142 amino acids)
Biological process (GO): regulation of phosphorylation
Cellular component (GO): cytoplasm
Molecular function (GO): protein serine/threonine phosphatase inhibitor activity
Source: RefSeq, a predicted model, not a curated record